Molecule: messenger RNA, 2713 nt
Organism: Chaetomium fimeti
Lineage: Eukaryota; Fungi; Ascomycota; Sordariomycetes; Sordariales; Chaetomiaceae
Exons: 2
Coding region: 271-2253 (660 amino acids)
Source: RefSeq, a predicted model, not a curated record
AUCGACGCCCGUCGCCCGGUCAAGAAAGGUUGCAGUGGGCCAGCGAAUACAAUCCUCCGUGUUUCUGCGUCCUCCCGCCGAAGACCGCCGUUUCCCGUUCUCGAACUAUUGUUUCCCACACAAACACAGACACAAACACCACACGCAACGUAUUUUUCGAGUUGGCUAUUCCCGAGUAAACAUUCGACACCGUGAUUCAACCCCCUUGACCGCAUCGCGCGGUUUUUGCGAGCCCAAGCGUCCCGAUCGUCGCCCAGCCGAAUAAGCACUAUGGCGAGCGCUGUCAAGAAGCCCCCGGCGACAGGCCGCGAGACUCCCACAGGAACCCCCCAGCGCCCCGGCCAAAGGGCAUCGACACCGACGUCGGCCGGCAGCCCAGGCGGCGCUGGCGUCGCCCGAACUCGCUCGACCCGCACCGGAACCCCCGUCUCCGCACGUGCCGCUGCCCACCAGCGACGCGAGUCCAUGCUCAGCAACGGCCCCAUGAUCAACGGCAGGGGCACCAACUCGCCGGAUAUCGAACGUGAAGAGGCCAUUCGCGCCGAAACGGUAGCCGUAAUAGACGACCUCAAGGAGCGGCUAGCCAAGGCCGAGUCCGGGUUCGAGUCCUACAAGCGACAGACCGAGGUGAUACAGAGCAAGUUGGACGAUGCGUUGAAGGAGCAGGCCAAGCUGGAGGAGAAGGUGCACGAGAGCGAUGAGCAGAUUGAGUCGCUCAGGAAUGAGAAGCGCGAGGCCGCCCGGCAGAUGCGCGAGAUGGAGACCAUCUACGAGGGCGAGCGGAGUGCCAUGAUGAAGGAGAAGGAUGAUAUGGCCAACCGCGAGGAGGAAAUGCAAACCGUCAUCCAGAGGCUCAAGGACAGUCUGGCACAGAGGAAUCUCGACGAAGACCGGCCAACAAGGCAAUCGGUGAACAGCUCGCCAAGCAUCGACAACGGCAGUUUUGCUCCCCCGAGUUCGAUCCAACGUAGUGACUCGCGCAACAACUCCAAGCUCUUGUUGCAAAAGGACAAGGUGAUUGAAUCGCUGAGGCUCGAACUCGCCGAGGCGCAACUCAAAUUGGUCGAGUCCCAAAACAAGGACGGCGGCCGCCUGCAGGAUGUUGAGCGCCAGCUUAUGGAGGCGCGUGUUGCCAACGCGAGGUUGAUGGAAGACAAUGAGAGCUAUCAACUUCUGCUCCAGGACAGGACCCUCAAGGGGGAUUUCGCCACCAACGACUUUAGCUACUCCGCCGCGUCCGCGAACCAAGAUGCACUCGCCGCACUCGAGGGCCGGGCCAACGGCACCAGUCUUGCCGACGAACUUUCCGGCGCCAACGACGACCAUGCCCCGGAGCACGACCCCGAGCACCGGCUCCUAGAGUCGGAGCUGAACAAGGUCAAGGAUCAGAACAAGGCCCUGACUCUCUACAUCAACAAGAUCAUCGAGCGGUUGUUGCAGCACCAGGGCUUCGAGCACAUCCUCGACCAGUCCAGCGACUUCAAGGGCACACCAGACACCAACAAGGACCUCCCGCCGCCGCCUCCCCCCAAGCCCGCCUCGGGCGCCUCCCUCCUCCAGCGCGCCAAGUCCAUGGCCAUCGGCAACACCACCACCACCACCGCACCCAGGCCCAAGCCCCGCCCCAUGACCUUCAUGCCGUCCGCCAACCACUCGUCCGCCAUCAGCAACCCGGACACCGCGCCCAGCAUCCCCAUCGGCCUGUCCCGCACGACCAGCACCCGCCGCAGCCGGCCCAUGAGCGACCAAUACACCAACCUCCCCGGCGCCGCCAGCAUCGUCAACGCCAUGUACAAGGGCCCCUCGGCCGCCGACGGGCCCCUCUCCCCCUCCCUCCGCUCCAGCCAGAACUUCUUCCUUCCGCAGGGCGCCGGCAACCGCACCAGCAGCGGCGGCGGCGGCGGGGGCAACUUCCCCGGCAUGAAGUCGGAGACGAGCAGCACCAGCGGCGACUCGGUCUCCUUCUCCACCGGCGGCGCCGACGGCAUCAGCACCCCGCCCAGCCAGGCCAGCCCGCCGCGCUCCGUCCACCACGAGAAGAACAGCACCACCUUCGCCGGCAACAAGCCCCGCCCCCUGCGCCUGGUGCAGGAGAAUGCCGAGGCCAAUGCUGCCGCCAACGCCGCGCGCCGCCAGAGCUGGGUUGGUUGGGCGACUAGCGCGUUUGGGAAGAAGGAGGAUGGGAGUGUGGGUGCCGGUGCCGGUGCCGGUGCUGGUGGGGGGCCGGGGAUUGCAGAGGUUAUAAGGGAGUGAGUUUGAGUGCAAUGCAGUGAAUGGGCAAGAGAGAGAGAGAACUGGGGUGGGGGUUGAGAUUGAAAGGGGGGGUCGGAAACCGGUGUGGCAUGACUGACUGGACUGGCGGGCUGACGCCUAUCUAUGACUUGGCUUGUUUGGGUAUGUAUGGACCAUGAUCGAUGAUUUUUUGAUGGCGUGGUGGCGGGGCGUACACGGCUGCAUGGUGUGUGGGUGGAUGAAGGCGGUUCUGUUUGGGCUGGCUGGCUACCUGCCUGCCUGCCUGGGAUUCGGUUCCAUCCACCUGUCUCGCUCUUGUCGUGUGGCGGUGGUGAUGGUUGUGGAGGAAACGGUCAUGGCCUAUAAUGCGUUGAUGUAUGGUCCCCGAAUCAUGGAUGAUUGAUGUGUACCGACCGCCACAUAGGAUAUACGACGAUGUCAUGGAUAGGAUAGAUCGGUGCUUUUCAUAUCGUUUGCUCUG